AUGGCGUCGACGAAGCAGUGCUUUAUCGAAGAGAUCGUCGAGCCCAUUAGGCUCUACAACGUGCCGCAUCAUUCAAAUGAUGGGGAUGGGGAUACAAGAGCUGUACCGGUAGAGCAACAUUCCAUCUCGGAUUUCGAUGUGUUGAGUAGUCGUUUGGAUAGCAUGCGAGGGAGGGAGCACGUAUAUCGCUUUAUCUCAAUCUGCCAGAGGAACUCAUGGAGGCCUUUGCAGAUCACCGUUUCCAUGUUUAAGCUACUCAUAGAAAAGCUGAGCUUGAAUAACUCCAUACGGGAUAUUGUGUCAUUCUUCUACAUGCGAAACAUGCAUACGGAGGAAGUCUUGUCCAUGCCGUACAACGAGCGACGAAAGGGAUCAGUGGUCGAAGCGUCGUACACCCUUCGAUAUCCAGAACACAAGCCCGAUCUGGACAAAUGGGUGAUUCGUCAGACUGGGGUGUACCAUCGCUGCGAUUCAACAUCUGGUCAGACUCUGUUCAUCAUGUUCAACCCUGUACCAAAUGCAAAAGCCAGUAUCACAGCAGCCGAAUGGCUGUCCAGCCGAGUCCAAGGGUCCGACACCGACCCCGUCUGGCUACACAAGAUCCUUCUGGAGACGUACUUCCCGGCGUGGAGGUUCUAUAUCGCAUCCCUAGAGCGACAGUUUCUACCUCUGUCGUACAACACGCUGGUAAACUUCAUCAAUGAACCCUCAACACUGAAUCCAAGCCACUUGACGACGCUCGUCAACCUCUCGAACCAUUUCCUGACGACCUCAUCCAUCCUGAACUCGUCUGAAGAGACAUUGAGGGAGCUUUCGAACCUAUGCGCCCAUUGCUUGAAGGGAACGAAUGCAGACUUGCUCCAGGAGUCCACCUCGGAGUUUGAGAAUUUCCAGCGCCAGUGUAGAAUAUUCUCACGGACGGCGACGGACCUGUAUCAUCGCGUGCAAACAACCUCGCAGCUGCUCGCCAACACUCUUUCUUUCCGCGAGCAGCUCGACUCCAGGAAGCAAAAUGAGAAUAUGCUGCGCUUGAACAAGUCGGUGGUGUUUAUUACUACUCUGACACUACUCUACUUGCCGCCUUCUUUUAUAGCUACCUUCUUUGGAAUGAACUUUUUCGACAUGGACUCUGUGACCGGUAGAAUCAUCAGCAGUCCGAUGAUCUGGAUAUAUGUGCUCGUUUCUGUCCUCCUCACUACGGCAACCUUUGGAACGUAUUACACGAUGCGGGAAGGAAGCUUCCUCAACGCAAAGGUAUCAGGGUUGAGAGCCCUGAGCUGGCGGGGCCUGUUUUAUCGGAAACAGCACAACAAGGACGUCGAGCUGGACGAUCUACCGGUUUGA
Molecule: messenger RNA, 1344 nt
Organism: Colletotrichum phormii
Lineage: Eukaryota; Fungi; Ascomycota; Sordariomycetes; Glomerellales; Glomerellaceae
Exons: 5
Coding region: 1-1344 (447 amino acids)
Biological process (GO): metal ion transport; transmembrane transport
Cellular component (GO): membrane
Molecular function (GO): metal ion transmembrane transporter activity
Source: RefSeq, a predicted model, not a curated record